Phragmites australis (common reed) is the source of this 2627-nucleotide messenger RNA. RefSeq names its product boron transporter 4-like. Gene Ontology annotation, molecular function: solute:inorganic anion antiporter activity. Bases 266 to 2257 code for a protein of 663 amino acids. NCBI's taxonomy places the organism in Eukaryota, Viridiplantae, Streptophyta, Magnoliopsida, Poales, Poaceae. The record is from RefSeq and is a predicted model, not a curated record. The transcript has 14 exons. Gene Ontology annotation, cellular component: plasma membrane. Gene Ontology annotation, biological process: transmembrane transport; monoatomic anion transport; monoatomic ion homeostasis.
CGGAGAACAAAGACGAUUGAGAACGUCCUCCUCCCUUCUCUCCCUCGGCUUGGCUUCUUCCCCGUGUCUCCUCUCCAUAUAUGCGUUCGUUUACAAAUAAUACCCGCAUUCCUGGGCCUCGAGAAGCCAACCACGCCGCGCCCGGACCGCCGUCUCCGCUUAGGGUUUCGCUCCGCGCCGAGGAGGACCCGGCAUUGCCAAUCCCAACCCGCCGCCUCCGCCCAUCAACUAGACCGCCGCCGCCGCCCCCGAGCGGUAAUCGCUUAUGGAUCUACUAAGGAAUCCUUUUAAGGGAGUCGUCGCUGAUGUCAAAGGAAGAGCAGCUUGGUAUAAGCAUGAUUGGGCUGCAGGACUCCGUUCUGGCUUUAGGAUAUUGGCACCUACCAUGUAUAUCUUCUUUGCCUCUGCACUUCCAGUCAUCACCUUCGGAGAACAAUUAAGCACGGCAACAAAUGGUAUACUCACAACAGUUGAAACAUUGGCAUCUACUGCGAUAUGUGGCAUCAUACAUUCAAUUCUUGGAGGGCAGCCUUUGUUGAUUGUUGGAGUUGCCGAACCAACUAUUAUCAUGUACGCAUAUCUCUACAACUUUGCCAAGAAGCAGGAAGGUCUGGGAGAACGGCUAUAUUUGGCGUGGACAGGAUGGGUCUGCAUCUGGACUGCUAUAAUGUUGUUUCUUUUGGCAAUGUUCAAUGCUUCCAAUGUUAUUAGCAGAUUUACAAGGGUUGCGGGAGAACUAUUUGGGAUGCUGAUAACUGUUCUGUUCUUGCAAGAAGCUAUCAAGGGGAUCAUAAGUGAAUUCAGUGUGCCUGAAAAUGCAGACAGCAGCUCACUGGCACACCAAUUCCAGUGGCUGUAUGUCAAUGGCCUACUUGGUGUCAUAUUUUCAAUUGGCUUGCUGUACACUGCAUUGCGGACCAGGCAGGCAAGGUCAUGGCUGUACGGCGUAGGGUGGCUUAGAAGCUUCAUUGCUGAUUACGGUGUCCCACUUAUGGUCAUUGUGUGGACAGCAUUGUCAUAUACACUGCCAAGCAAGGUCCCUUCAGGAGUCCCUAGGAGGCUCUUCUCUCCACUUCCCUGGGAGUCAAGUUCACUGCGACAUUGGACUGUGGCGAAGGAUUUGUUUUCUGUCCCCCUGGCGUAUAUAUUUGCAGCCAUUGUGCCUGCUUUGAUGGUUGCAGGACUUUAUUUCUUUGAUCAUAGCGUAGCUGCACAGUUGGCUCAGCAAAAGGAGUUUAAUUUGAAGAAGCCUUCUGCCUACCAUUAUGACAUUUUGGUCCUUGGAUUCGUGGUCCUACUCUGUGGAUUGAUUGGCAUCCCUCCAUCUAAUGGAGUACUUCCUCAGUCUCCCAUGCACACAAAAAGUCUUGCUGUCCUUAAGAGGCAGUUGCUACGCAAAAAGAUGGUUGAUACCGCCAAGGAGGGCAUGGAUAACAGUGUUAGUCGUUUGGAAAUUUAUGGAAAGAUGCAAGAAGUUUUCAUCGAAAUGGAUAGCGAACAGAAUACUGAUUCUGUUGACAAGGAGUUGAAGAGCUUGAAGGAUGCUGUUCUGCAAGAAGUUAAUGAACAAGGGGAAUUGGAUAUGACAUUUGACCCUCGAAUUCAUAUAGAACCCCAUUUACCUGUUCGAGUGAAUGAACAGAGACUAAGUAACCUGCUGCAAUCCUUAUUGGUUGGUGGUUGUGUUGGAGCUAUGCCAGUCAUCAGGAUGAUACCGACAUCGGUUCUCUGGGGUUACUUUGCCUACAUGGCCAUUGACAGUCUACCAGGGAACCAGUUCUGGGAGAGGAUACAGCUGUUGUUCAUUACAACAACCCGACGCUACAAGGUUCUGGAAGGUCCUCAUGCAUCGUUUGUGGAGUCGGUGAAGGCAGAAAUAAUAACUGUCUUCACGAUCUUUCAGUUGGUUUACUUCCUGGUGUGCUUCGGCAUAACAUGGAUACCGAUAGCAGGGAUCCUAUUCCCAGUGCCUUUCUUCCUUAUGAUUCUCAUCAGGCAGUAUGUCCUCCCAAAGUUUUUCGACCCAAAUCACUUGCGGGAAUUGGAUGCAGCUGAGUACGAAGAACUUGAAGGGGUCCCCCACGAGCACGCACUGGUGGAAGAAGUAUCUGAUACAGGCAGCUGUCAUAGCCGUGCUGAUGCUGAGAUAUUGGACGAACUCACAACCAAUCGUGGAGAGCUAAAGCACAGAACUUCAAGCCUACGUGAAGAAAGACACCUUCAGGUUCAUUUAAAAGCCGUUCAUCCAAGUUUGUGAAGACAGAAAAUGGUCCACGAAUGAGGCUUUUCUGUAGAGUUAAUCCUCAAGCAACAGUCCUUUGUGGUGAAUGCACUGCUGUUACUUAGUGUACUAGUAUGGUACUUGGGUUUUAAACCGAAACGCCAUGUGUGUGCAUGGUGUAGUAUGUUGGAACAGGUAUUUAGCAUAAAACUGGAGUGAUUGGGAAGACUAAGACGACAGAGCAGAUGCAAGAUAAUACUCCUAUUGGAUAUGAAAAGGGAAAUUGGCUGAAUGGGAGCGCAGUAGAAUGACGAGCUCACUAGGUUGUGCGGCACAUCUUUAAUGUUGUUGUGACGUACAGUGUAUUUAUAUAUCAUCAAUGCAGUUAGUUAUUGUUGUCCGUUUA